Molecule: messenger RNA, 2808 nt
Organism: Arabidopsis thaliana (thale cress)
Lineage: Eukaryota; Viridiplantae; Streptophyta; Magnoliopsida; Brassicales; Brassicaceae
Product: Leucine-rich repeat protein kinase family protein
Exons: 12
Coding region: 27-1949 (640 amino acids)
Biological process (GO): cell surface receptor protein serine/threonine kinase signaling pathway
Cellular component (GO): plasma membrane
Molecular function (GO): protein kinase activity; ATP binding; protein serine kinase activity
Source: RefSeq, marked reviewed
UUUCAAUUUUGGUAGCUCUUAGAAAAAUGGCUCUGCUUAUUAUCACUGCCUUAGUUUUUAGUAGUUUAUGGUCAUCUGUGUCACCAGAUGCUCAAGGGGAUGCAUUAUUUGCGUUGAGGAGCUCGUUACGUGCAUCUCCUGAACAGCUUAGUGAUUGGAACCAGAAUCAAGUCGAUCCUUGUACUUGGUCUCAAGUUAUUUGUGAUGACAAGAAACAUGUUACUUCUGUAACCUUGUCUUACAUGAACUUCUCCUCGGGAACACUGUCUUCAGGAAUAGGAAUCUUGACAACUCUCAAGACUCUUACAUUGAAGGGAAAUGGAAUAAUGGGUGGAAUACCAGAAUCCAUUGGAAAUCUGUCUAGCUUGACCAGCUUAGAUUUGGAGGAUAAUCACUUAACUGAUCGCAUUCCAUCCACUCUCGGUAAUCUCAAGAAUCUACAGUUCUUGACCUUGAGUAGGAAUAACCUUAAUGGUUCUAUCCCGGAUUCACUUACAGGUCUAUCAAAACUGAUAAAUAUUCUGCUCGACUCAAAUAAUCUCAGUGGUGAGAUUCCUCAGAGUUUAUUCAAAAUCCCAAAAUACAAUUUCACAGCAAACAACUUGAGCUGUGGUGGCACUUUCCCGCAACCUUGUGUAACCGAGUCCAGUCCUUCAGGUGAUUCAAGCAGUAGAAAAACUGGAAUCAUCGCUGGAGUUGUUAGCGGAAUAGCGGUUAUUCUACUAGGAUUCUUCUUCUUUUUCUUCUGCAAGGAUAAACAUAAAGGAUAUAAACGAGACGUAUUUGUGGAUGUUGCAGGUGAAGUGGACAGAAGGAUUGCUUUUGGACAGUUGAGAAGAUUUGCAUGGAGAGAGCUUCAGUUGGCUACAGAUGAGUUCAGUGAAAAGAAUGUUCUCGGACAAGGAGGCUUUGGGAAAGUUUACAAAGGAUUGCUUUCGGAUGGCACCAAAGUCGCUGUAAAAAGAUUGACUGAUUUUGAACGUCCAGGAGGAGAUGAAGCUUUCCAGAGAGAAGUUGAGAUGAUAAGUGUAGCUGUUCAUAGGAAUCUGCUUCGCCUUAUCGGCUUUUGUACAACACAAACUGAACGACUUUUGGUGUAUCCUUUCAUGCAGAAUCUAAGUGUUGCAUAUUGCUUAAGAGAGAUUAAACCCGGGGAUCCAGUUCUGGAUUGGUUCAGGAGGAAACAGAUUGCGUUAGGUGCAGCACGAGGACUCGAAUAUCUUCAUGAACAUUGCAACCCGAAGAUCAUACACAGAGAUGUGAAAGCUGCAAAUGUGUUACUAGAUGAAGACUUUGAAGCAGUGGUUGGUGAUUUUGGUUUAGCCAAGUUGGUAGAUGUUAGAAGGACUAAUGUAACCACUCAGGUCCGAGGAACAAUGGGUCAUAUUGCACCAGAAUGUAUAUCCACAGGGAAAUCGUCAGAGAAAACCGAUGUUUUCGGGUACGGAAUUAUGCUUCUGGAGCUUGUAACUGGACAAAGAGCAAUUGAUUUCUCGCGGUUAGAGGAAGAAGAUGAUGUCUUAUUGCUAGACCAUGUGAAGAAACUGGAAAGAGAGAAGAGAUUAGAAGACAUAGUAGAUAAGAAGCUUGAUGAGGAUUAUAUAAAGGAAGAAGUUGAAAUGAUGAUACAAGUAGCUCUGCUAUGCACACAAGCAGCACCGGAAGAACGACCAGCGAUGUCGGAAGUAGUAAGAAUGCUAGAAGGAGAAGGGCUUGCAGAGAGAUGGGAAGAGUGGCAGAAUCUUGAAGUGACGAGACAAGAAGAGUUUCAGAGGUUGCAGAGGAGAUUUGAUUGGGGUGAAGAUUCCAUUAAUAAUCAAGAUGCUAUUGAAUUAUCUGGAUCAUCAUCUCUAUCUGUUGUCUUCUUAGUUUUUACUCUAUCUCGGGUUAUCCAAACAGUAGACGUGUGUGAUUACAUAAACACAGAUCAACAGAACCAAAAGCUCUAAACAAGACCGGCUCUUCAGCAAGAGACAUAACCACCAAGUAGACAGAGUCUCCCUUGCACUGCAUUAGUAAUCACCAAAAGUCUAUUCCUGUUUUGCUUCUUCUCUCUGCGUAACUUUUUUACAAUUCAUCAAAAAAAAAGGAACCAAAACCCAUCCGAAGAAAAAAGGAAAAAAAGCCCAUUCAAAGAAAAGGAAAUUAAGAACAAUAUUCAAUACAAAUAUCUGCUUAUGUCAAAGUCAUUAACCGACUCCAACGGCUACAUUGAACAAACGGUUAUCAUUAUAGAUCAAGACCUAAUUAACACUUCGCUUAUAAAUACAGAUUCUCACACGCAGCCUCUUCUAAUUCUUCCUUGAGAGAAAAAAAAAAAUCAAAAACUCUCUGAUUCACGCAUCUUCUUCUUCUUCUUUAAUUUUCUUCUUGAGAGAAUCUCUUUAUACAGAGACUCUGUGUGAAUUCCGAUGAUCCAUUAUUGAAGAAGUGAAAAGUCGAUGAUGAUGAUGAUCUCCUCUGCAACAUGAUGAUCCAUAAGAGUUGAUCUCACUUCUCUCCGAUGAGUCGGUGAAGCCAAGGCGGCGGUUAACGGCGACUAAACCACGUUUGUUCUCAACGAUCCGUCCGAUUACGUCUUACGAGGCGUUCUCGGCAAGCCAUCUCUUGUAGCCUCAUGUUGCAUAUCGGCUUGGAUUGGAGGUAUGAGAUUCGCUUGCGCAAUUACUUUGGGAGAGAAAGCUCCGACUAAGGAGGAGGACGCGAAUCAGAGGAAAACAGAGAACGAAUCCAGCGGUGGAGAUCAAGGAAUCGCGAGUUAUUAGGGUUUCACAACCUUCGGGUAUAAUUUCCUUUCUUACUUUUUUU